AUGUGCCUUUACCACCGCAUCUUCUACACCUGCAACCACUCCAACUACACCCUAGCCUACAACUGCUACCACGUCCUCUUCCAACUCCAGCGGAUAAACAACCCCUGGGAACGCAGCCGGUUCGACAUCCCCUUCGAGCUCAACCCCAACUGCAAUCCGUCGCAAAGAAACGUCAUUGCUCCGCGUUAUUCAGAGCACCCGUGCGAUGUCUGUGUCCAGAGGGAUCAAGAGAGAAUGUUCUUCGAGGGCGCGAAUUGUUUUUUUGUAGGGACGGGGGGUAGGACGUGA
Molecule: messenger RNA, 288 nt
Organism: Uncinocarpus reesii 1704
Lineage: Eukaryota; Fungi; Ascomycota; Eurotiomycetes; Onygenales; Onygenaceae
Exons: 1
Coding region: 1-288 (95 amino acids)
Source: RefSeq, a predicted model, not a curated record